Molecule: messenger RNA, 1515 nt
Organism: Microthlaspi erraticum
Lineage: Eukaryota; Viridiplantae; Streptophyta; Magnoliopsida; Brassicales; Brassicaceae
Source: the annotation of a GenBank genome assembly
AUGCUUCCACCUCACUUCUCAAGCACCAUUUUCCUCCUCUGCAUCUUCUUCACACUCCUCGAAGCCACUAACUCCCUAAAUCUCACUCUCCCUCACCAACACCCUUCUCCCGAUUCCGUCGCUCUCCACGUCUUAAGGAGUGUCAAUGCAUCCCUCUCCCGGAGACAACUCAGCUCCUCCUCCUCAUCAUCAUCUUCCUCAUCCAGUUGCCGUACCGGAAACCCAAUCGACGAUUGCUGGCGUUGCGACUCCUCCGACUGGGCAUCCAACCGCCAGAGACUCGCCGACUGCUCAAUCGGCUUCGGCCGCGGCACACUCGGCGGCAAAAACGGCCGGAUCUACGUCGUCACAGACUCCUCCGACAACAACCCAGCUAACCCAACUCAAGGAACACUCCGUUACGGCGUAAUCCAAGAGGAGCCGCUCUGGAUCGUCUUCUCCUCCAACAUGUUCAUCAGACUCAAAGAGGAGCUCAUUAUCAACAGCUACAAAACCCUAGACGGCCGCGGAUCCGCCGUUCACAUCACCGGAAACGGCUGCUUAACAAUCCAGUACGUGCAACACGUCAUCAUCCACAACCUCCACAUCUACGACUGCAAACCUUCCGGCGGCGCCGUCGUGGCCGCUUCCCCCACGAAAGCCGGAAAACGAGGCAGAUCCGACGGAGACGGGAUCUCCAUUUUCGGAUCUCAGAAGAUCUGGGUCGACCACUGCUCCAUGAGCCACUGCUCCGACGGGCUCAUCGACGCCGUGCUGGGCUCGACGGCGAUAACGAUAUCGAACAAUUACUUCACGCACCACGACGAGGUGAUGCUGCUGGGCCACGACGAUAGCUACGCGCCGGAUACGGGGAUGCAGGUGACGAUUGCGUUCAACCAUUUCGGUCAAGGGCUUGUUCAGAGGAUGCCGAGGUGUCGGAGAGGCUACAUCCAUGUCGUCAACAACGAUUUCACGUCGUGGAAGAUGUACGCGAUUGGUGGUAGUGGUAAUCCAACUAUUAACAGUCAAGGGAAUCGUUACGCUGCUCCUUCUGAUCCUAGCGCCAAAGAGGUGACGAAGCGAGUGGACUCGAGGGACGAUGGGGAGUGGUCGAAUUGGAACUGGAGAACGGAAGGAGAUCUGAUGGAGAACGGAGCUUUCUUUGUGGCGUCUGGUGAAUCAAUGAGCACUAUGUACUCUAAAGCUUCCAGUUUGGAGCCUAAAGCUUCCGCUCUCGUAGACCAGCUCACUCGAAACGCUGGCGUUUUCGGCGCUCCCAGGGAUGAUGAAGGUCAAAGUGGCGAUUCUUAUACUCCGUAUGGAGGCGGUGGCAGCAGCAGCAACAGCGGUGGCGGUAGCAUUGGAGGCAUGAGCGGUAUGGGUGGUACGGCAAGAGGAAGCAGCAGCGAUGACAACAAUUUCUUUGGAAUGAUAUUCGGAAGCAACGCACCGCCUCCGCCGCGUUUAACGUUAUUAUUAUUGUCGUCUUUGUUAAUGAUUUGUGUUUUGUCAUCAUCAACUCUAUUAUUGUGGUAG